AUGGUCUACUUCUUCACUGCCAAAUCCAGUCUGGACAUCGACGACUUCGGACUCGGAGAUGACUCAGAACACACCAUCUAUAUGGGAAAAGAUAAAUUCGAGAAUGAUCCGUUGAUCCGCAAAUCUCAUCCCAAGAACCUCUGGUUCCAUGUGGACAAGCACUCAUCUGCACAUCUCUACUUGAAGCUAGACUUGGAGCAACAAAACAAGAAGUUUGAGGAGUUGAAAUUGGAUGAAGAGCUCUUGGUGCAGAUAGGCCAGUUGACUAAGGCAAAUUCCAUUAAGGCUAACAAGCUUAAUAGCAUCACCAUCAUCUAUACUCCGGUAGACAACUUGAGAACGGAUGGGCUGAUGGAUACGGGAACAGUAACAUUUGUGAAUCCACAAAAAAUCAAGAGAAUACACAUUGCCAAAAAGGACAAUGCUAUUGUGAAUAGGCUCAACAAGACCAAAAAGGAGAUUCUGACGGAGGAAUUUGUCAAGCAGCUGGAGGCGGAGUUGAUUGAGUGGAAAAGAAGCAAAAAAGACCAGGAGAGAGAGUUGGAGCAGCUGACUAAGGAACAACAGAAGAAGUUUCUUGAGCAGAAGAAGUUUAAUAAGGAUCCAUAUGCUGAUUUAUUCACCGAGGAGAAUCUUCGAGCCAGUAGUAAUGAGUUUCGGAAUGAGAACUGGGUGGAGGAUGAAUUCUGGUAG
Messenger RNA from Sungouiella intermedia, 693 nucleotides. The record is from the annotation of a GenBank genome assembly. NCBI's taxonomy places the organism in Eukaryota, Fungi, Ascomycota, Pichiomycetes, Serinales, Metschnikowiaceae.